CAAAAGUGAAUGAAGCUUUUCGUCAAACACAAGAGAAGCGAAGCAAAAGGCAAUGAAACCACCAACUUCCCAUUCCAAAAGGCUUAGCGGCCACGCUUCCGACUCUAUUCCUCAGAAUCAAAAAGAUUACUAUGAAGGCGAACGUCUUGCCCGUCUGCUCCAAUCACUUCAAAGGGAGAUAGAGUCGGCAAGGCUUGCAGAUGGGAAGGCCAAAGCCUUACCUGAAAAGAUAUGGUUCAAGUAUUUUUGGCAGCAACAAUUCGCAAUUGGAGUGAAUGAAGUGACUCGUGCCCUUGAACGUAUGAAACCACCACCACAACAUUUUCAUGAAACAGACUAUGAAGAUGAAGAUGAAGAUGAAUAUGAAAAUGAUGAUCGUCUUACUAUUACAAAACCCUCCUCCACCCACCUUCAGGCAGUGGUGGUGGCUUCUGAUAGCAACCCAAAAUGGCUUACGAAGCAUCUUCCGAGCUUGGCCUCGUCAAGGAAAGUACCUUUGAUCUUUCUCAGAGAUAACAAACACGCUUCCUUGCGUUUAGCUCAACUCUUUAAACUCAAGAGCGCCAUCGCCAUUGGAAUCAAGGCCAGAGGAAAUUCUAUCAACAAAUUCUUUGCAGGAAUUCUUCGUGGUGAUGGUGAUGAUUUACUAGUAAAUGACGGAACGGAUUGCUGCCUCACCUCUCGACUGCCUUCUACUUCUACUCUAAUAUGACUUUAUAAAGACAAAAAGAUCACACCUCAUGGGGAAUUC
This is a messenger RNA of Morus notabilis, 751 nucleotides long. RefSeq lists its product as uncharacterized. The record is from RefSeq and is a predicted model, not a curated record. NCBI's taxonomy places the organism in Eukaryota, Viridiplantae, Streptophyta, Magnoliopsida, Rosales, Moraceae. The coding region runs from base 53 to 712 and encodes 219 amino acids. The transcript is spliced from 6 exons.